UUUCGACAUUAAUUAUGUCAUCAACAGGAAUGUUCUAAUCCCCAAGUUUUAUAAAGGUCGUUUUUGAUAAAUCUAUGCCGCACAGGCCUUUUAUCCCAUUAAAAAAAAUACAGAUAUGUGCCUGAUCUUGAACCGUUCUGUUAUUAGCAGAUUAUCGAUUAGCCAGCUACAAAUUUGUCUGGCAUUGGUCAAGCAUUUCAUUGCACAAUGCAUGCAGAUCCGUUAUGGCUUUGUACAGGCAUUGACUACGCACACAACACAGUGUUAACCGCAAGAGACAUGCAGUAUAUACUUUUAGGCCUUGGUGGCAGAGUGCAAAAGCGGGAAAGCGUUGGCCUCUAGUGCGUACAAAAUGCUGAUUAUUGUGAUCAAUCUGUAUUGUUGGAUAGUAUUAAAUCGAAAGUGAAUAUAUAGAUGCCUGUUUGUUGAUAUUUAUUGUGACGUUGCUAAACGCGGUUGUACGUGAACAAUUUAAUUGGAUGAACCAGCACUGGUCUUGAACCUGCUUACUCUUCGCAAAAUACUAUCGAUAGGCAGGGGAUAUUAUUCUUUUACUUGUGCGAUGUAUGUGUUUCUGUCGUCUAGAUGUGAAGUAGAUUCAGAUGUGUGAGUGUUAAAUGUGGCGUGUAUUUGGUGCUAACACAAGUUUAAAUUGAUAGGAUUAUAACUCAAUCAACAUGCGGAGGCAUCGGCGAACGAAAUGGUUAUGUUCCGUACUUACGUUAAUCUUCAUCAUUGCAAUUUAUAGAGGAAAUCAUAGGGUAAUACGAAAAAAGAGUUCUACCACGUGUGCCCCUGGUUCUAAUGGGCGCCCACAACCAGAGGAAAAAGCAGAGCCUAAGAAAAUCCAAAAAGCUUCUCCGAUACUUGUACGAAGAGUGCGUGUCUUCAAAAAGCGUCGUGUCGUUCUAAUACCCAAAAAUAAAGUUCUCAAUAAAACAGCAACAAAAGUAGAAUAUAGUAGACGUGGUUUCAUAAUGUCGCGUAAGGACGAGAGGAGUUUCCAAAUACACGACAUCGCCGAAUAUUUACUGAAACCAUGGAAACGCAAUGAAACCAAUAUCAGGGAUUUAAGAUCAAUACUGGAAGGAUAUGCUGAUCCCAGUGUAUUAGUAGCCACCAAGGAAAACAUGGAAGUUGGGCAACAAAUAAAAAUGUAUUUCGAGUCGAAGGACCUCAGUAUCAAUUUAGAUGAAGAUGUUUACAGCACAUUUCCAAAGAAAUGGCCUGAAGAUGACAAUAACAAACGAUAUCGUACAUGCAGCCUUGUUGGUAGUAGUGGCAUACUACUGGAUAGUCAGUGCGGGAAACAAAUAGACAGUGCAGACUAUGUAAUCAGAAUGAAUACCCCGCCAAUACUAAAUUUCACAAAUGAUGCUGGAAGCAAAGCCAACAUGACAACGAUGAAUCCAUCUGUGAUAGCUAAAAGAUAUAAUAAUCUAACAUUGGAGAGUGAUAUAGUGAAAUAUUUAUCUGAUAUGCGGCAGUACAACCAGCAUUUAAUUAUCCCAGCGUUUUCAAUGAGAAUUGGCUACGAACUUUCAAAGAAAGUGGUGGCGGCGUUUAAAGAAGACCCUUUCCAUCCUCUACAUGUGUUACUUAUGCAUCCUAAGCAUUUUUUAGCAACAAGUCAUUUCUGGAAAGACAAGUUCGAUAUAGAUGCAAAGCGUAUUUCGUCAGGUCUGUACAUGGCGAGCGUUGCAUUAUCCAUGUGCGAUCAGGUAACUGCGUUUGGAUUCUGGCCAUUCCAUAUGGAUCAUCGAAACAGAACUCUUGAGUACCACUAUUAUGAGCAAACAAAACUCGUCCCACUGCCAAAAGUUCACCAUUUCGCACAAGAAUUUCGAAUUUUACUCAGCCUUCACGAUAUUGGUAUUAUACGUUUACAUUCAAAUAAUUGUUAUGACUAGAGUUACAAGGUGCUCCGCUACACCAGCAAAGCAACACAAGUUUAUGUGGAGCAAACUGCGUGACUUCCAAGCAACGACACAAGUUGGCGACGGAGAUAUCUGACACGAAGAAAGAGUGUCUGGUAGAAUCUGUGUGACCCAAUAUGUGCGAUCCAGUCAAUUUGACAAACACUGUGCGAUACGGGUGUCGCGAUAAAAGUUAUGCGACAAGUGGUAAAACACUUAACGAUAACGCAGCUUUUAACCCCUACUGGUGUCCACACCUUUUUUGGAAUAAAUUUGUUGAGAAGUAACGGUAGCAACAAAUGUUACUUGUAACUGUUCCACGUGUUGGUGUUUAGUUCGAUUUACGAAAGCGUUUUCCUUUUUAUAAUGGUGCAUAUUAUUGAUGUUCUAUUCAAGCCUACCCGCCAAUCAAGGGAUGAUGGAUACCGUAGUUUAGAUAUAUAUUUUAAUCCAUCCAGGCUAACAUGAACGUUCUCAAGUGUCUAAGCCCAAAUGCCCUUUCUUGGUUUUAUCGCAGUAAUUUUUCUUGUCCUUUGUAGUUUGCUGUCAAUAGAUGAUCGUGAAAAUUUGACUACGACGUUGUCCAUGAUAAUUAGUGUUCCGUUCUACUUUUGUAGAUUUAUUUUUAUAAAACAGUUUCUAUAAUUAGGCAUAGUUAGCUCAGUUGUUAGGUAGUGUAGAGUUGUCUUUUUUGAUAAUUAAUUCGAUAUGGCAAGAAGUUGUAAUGCCAAAAAAAUUGGCAAACAGCUAAAUGACUGCAAUCCGAAAGAUAUCAGAAAACAUUCUAUAAAUAUUUCAGAUCAUUGUGUUUUAUCAUUUCGAAUAUUAUAUAAUAUUCUUUUGUAUUAUUGUAUUAUUGUUUUUAUUAUUAUAUAUAGUAUUUUUGUCAUAAAGUUGUAUCUAAAAUAUUAAGGCAAGUUCCUUAUGACUUUGUUACAUGUGCGGUUGAUUUUGCUGGAAAUAUAACAGGAAAGGAAAAACAUUCCAAGUUUUAGUUAUAUUUUUAAAAGAUAUUUAAACAUUGUAACAGACGAGGGAGUCAUAGCUAACCAUUUGACAUUUAUUAAGUGCAAUAAGGUAUCGCUUUUCAAAUAUUUUAUGAUAUUAAUUAAAAGACUAGCAGAAUUUACUUUCAAAUGAAACUUGUUCAGAUAAACAAAAAUUGUAAAACAAUUGGGUUGUUCGAUUAUGAAGUAGUGUAAAAGGAACCUGUUGUUGUCUGUUUCUCCAACCGUACAGAAGUGCAUUUGAAUAAUAUGACGGAUUUAUUCAUUGGACAACGGAAAUACUGUACUAGUAUUUUCAAUACGUUAUUAUCUGGGGCCAUACAAGUGCUGAAAAGCUCUACUUCCGUCGAUAUUAGCCAAUGAUAUCAGUGAUUUGUUCGUUUUCAACGUCUGAAAAUGUGUUGUAUACCUAUAUGUGUAGGCCUACAAUGUCAACAUUUAAGUUCUAGUAUGUAUUUGAGUGUUCUAAUAAUUAGGUUGUUAUUUUAAGUAACCACCGGUACCAUAGAAAAAUACGAGAAAAUAAUAUAUAAACGAUUUUGUUUUCAGAAAAUUGUUAUUUGUCGUUUCAGUGUCGUUUAUUAGUAGUAUUAGUAUUUAUUGAUGUAUUUUCUUCUUGUUUAACAUUAUCGUUCACAUAGCAUUUAGGCCUAAAUUUCAGUAGCCAACCAUGAGAGUAGUUUGUGGUAGGCCUAUCAAUCAUUAAUGUCUUAAAAUUUGAGUCUAUAAAAAUGUAUGUAGGUGUUCUAAUUUGUGUUUAUUUUUAGGUACAAUCCUGAUUUACUUUUCCAACUGUUUUAAUGACGCUGUAAGCAUUUCAGUUAGUUUGUGAAAGCCAGUAAUCUACGCCUAUGUUUACCUUGAAUGGUGGUAUUAAAUACAACGUUUUACUAAA
Anneissia japonica is the source of this 3818-nucleotide messenger RNA. Its product is annotated as alpha-N-acetylneuraminide alpha-2,8-sialyltransferase-like. Gene Ontology annotation, biological process: oligosaccharide metabolic process; N-glycan processing. The coding region runs from base 678 to 1910 and encodes 410 amino acids. The transcript has 9 exons. NCBI's taxonomy places the organism in Eukaryota, Metazoa, Echinodermata, Crinoidea, Comatulida, Comatulidae. The record is from RefSeq and is a predicted model, not a curated record. Gene Ontology annotation, molecular function: alpha-N-acetylneuraminate alpha-2,8-sialyltransferase activity.